Metarhizium brunneum ARSEF 3297 is the source of this 852-nucleotide messenger RNA. RefSeq lists its product as uncharacterized. The record is from RefSeq and is a predicted model, not a curated record. NCBI's taxonomy places the organism in Eukaryota, Fungi, Ascomycota, Sordariomycetes, Hypocreales, Clavicipitaceae. Gene Ontology annotation, molecular function: methyltransferase activity.
AUGACGCCCAGACACUUCUCACAGUUUGAACAAGCCCAAAAGUCUUAUCAAACCCGCGCAAAAGACUACGACAGCUCAUGGCACCCACAAUACACGGCCCGGUUCAUGGAGCUCAUUGACAUUCAGCCCGGCGACCGUGUGUUAGUCCUCGCCUGCGGCACCGGCCUCGAAGCUGUCAUUGCGUGCCCGCUAGUCGGCGACAAUGGCCUGGUGACAGCCUUGGACGCAUCCGCAGCAAUGAUGGACGUGUGUCGCAAGAAGCAGGCGACCGAUGAGAUUCUAUCCCGCCGCCUGGUUCUCAUCCAGCAUGAUGUCACGGAUCUUGAGUCCUGCGAGCAUCUCGAAAAGGGCUCGUAUGAUGUUAUCAUUUGCUCCAAUGCGUUUGUAUUAUUCGACGACCCCGGCCGUGUCGUUUCCCAAUGGGCUGGGUAUCUACGUCGCGGGGGCCGACUCAUUGUUGACAUUCCCCAUGAGAAUCACCCCCGGCAGGGACUCUUUAUGAAAAAAGCCAUCCAGCAGAUGGGCAUGACGUACCCUGCGAGCCGGUCUUGGAUCGAAUCGGUCGACUCGUUUCGUGGGAUCCUCGAGGCACGACAGCUGCACGUCUUUCGGGUUGAGGCGCUGGAUAAAGAACCUGGCAAGGGACAUGUUUUUCUUGGAAGGGAGGAGAUUGGCAGCAUGUUCGAUUACAUUACACAGGACCAUUUGAUGCAGUGCCUGGCCGAUGAACAGUUUAGGAGCAAAGCAAGGUUAUUGUUCGAGAGGGAGUGGGAUUCAGCGACGGAGAGGGAGGGCAAUGGGAAGGUGAAGGUUAGUUAUGUUCUUUAUGUGUACGUCGCCGAGAAGGUGUAG